CACUUCUCGCGUCGCUCUGUGUUUCCCUGUCCCACACGCCCCCUCUGCGUCUGCUCCUGACCCGGCUGUAGCCCCCCUCACCUCCUCCGGGAACCCUGCGCUCUAACCUCCGGAGGCACCGCGCGUCCUCGCUGCGCCGUGUCCGGACAGCGGCUCCAGGAUGGCGGCUGUGAAGGCGCUGCAGCAGUGGUGCCGGGUCCAGUGCGAGGGAUACCGGGACGUGAGCAUCACCAACAUGACCACAAGCUUCAGGGACGGGAUGGCCUUCUGCGCGCUCAUCCACCGGCACCGACCCGACCUCAUAAAUUUUGACUCCCUGAAGAAAGAAAACGUCUAUGACAACAACAAACUGGCCUUCAGUGUUGCCGAGCAGGAGCUGGGUAUCCCCGCUCUCCUGGACGCAGAGGACAUGGUGGCCCUGCGAGUACCCGACCGCCUCAGUAUCCUCACAUACGUGUCCCAGUACUACAACUACUUCCACGGCCGAUCCCCCAUUGGAGGUAUGGCAGGUGUGAAGCGUCCAGCAGAGGGAUCCACAGAGCAGCAGCCUGCGGGGAAGAAGAACGCACCGGUGUCUGCCAAAGUGUUCCCCAUGUCUGGACCGGCCAAGGAGAACCUCCCCCCCUCUGCUCCCCGGGACACCCACAGACAAGAGAAACAGGACAUCCCAGCAGAGCGCACCCCUCAGACCGGUACCCUCAGCAACAAGUGUGUGUCCUGCAACAAGCAUGUCCAUCUGGUGCAGCGCCACCUGGUGGAUGGGAAGCUCUACCACCGCAACUGUGCCAAAACUUUAACAGGAAGUGCCUUCAGCGCAAACCUGCCUAAAAACUCAUCUGUGUCCAGACUGGCCCCUGAUCCAGACCCUGUGAAAACUGGAUCUAGACCUGGUCCCAGCUGGCUUUCCCACAAAGUCAGCACUCCCUCUAGUGUCUCUUCUGGCACAUCACAUCUGCAGCCUGCUAACUCUGCUCCUGCCCCGUCCUCCUCCUCGAAAUUUAGCACUCCAUCUAUAUCCAUAUCUCCUCCAAAGACUUCCACACCUUCUACAACCAACAUCUCCAGUAGAUCAUCUUCUGAACAGAAUGCUAACUCUGUUCCUACCCCCUUCUCCUCCAAAUUUACCACUCCAUCCAUAUCUCCUCCAAAGACCUCCACACCUUCUACAACCAACAUUUCCAGUAGAUUAUCUUCUCAACAGCCUUCUAACUCUGCUCCUGCCCCCUCAUUCUCCUCCAAAUUUAACACUCCAUCCAUAUCUCCUCCAAAGACCUCCACCACCACACCUUCUACAACCAACAUCUUCAGUAAGUCAUCUUCUCAGCAGCCUGCUAACUCUGUUCCUACCCCCUUCUCCUCCAAGUUUAGCACUCCAUCCAUAUCUCCUCCAAAGACCUCCACAACUUCUACCACCAACAUCUCCAGUAAGUCAUCUUCUCAACAGCCUGCAAACUCUGCCCCCUCCACCUCCAAAUUUAGCAAUCCAUCCAUAUCUCCUCCAAAGACCUCCACAACUUCUAAAACCAACAUCUCCAGUAAGUCAUCUUCUCAACAGCCUGCAAACUCUGCCCCCUCCACCUCCAAAUUUAGCAAUCCAUAUAUAUCUCCUCCAAAGACCUCCACAACUUCUACAACCAACAUCUCCAGUAAGUCAUCUUCUCAACAGCCUUCAAACUCUGCCCAUUCCACCUCCAAAUUUAGCAAUCCAUAUAUAUCUCCUCCAAGGACCUCAGAAGCGUCUAGAUCAAACAUCUCCAGUAGGUCAUCUUCUCCAGCACCUGCAAGCUCCUCUAGUACCACUAGCGUCAUCUCAUCCCGUCUGGCUCUGUCUACUCCAGCCAGCACCUCCAAAUCGGAUACAAAAUCGGAAUCUACAACAUCAACAACUCCUGUCCCUGCGGCAAGGACCUCCAUCGCGUCCAAAAAUCUCCAGUCCAAGCUCAAGUUCUUCGAAUCCGGUGAUGGAGACCACAACGGGGAGGAGAAAGGAGGUAAGACCCAGCGUGCGGAGAUAUUCAGUGGGCAGAGGGAGGAGCAAACAGCCAAUCACUCGGUCACGAUGGUGAUCGAGGUUGGGGACAAGAAGAAGGAGCAGAAGGAGCAGAAUGAAGCCAAGGCAUUAGCUGCAGCCAUCAUCUCCAAGAAAGUGAUGGAGGACAAGAACAACAGACCAGCCUUGACCUCCAACAAAACCAAACAAAGCUCAGAGGCCCCUAAGAAGGAAGAGGAGGGGAAGAGGGGGAGGGUCCGACUGCGGGCCAACCCUUUUCUGCUGGCGGACCUGAACACCAGCACGUCCCUGGACCCCAAAAGCACUGACAUGAGCACUGACAGGAGCACUGACAGGAGCACUCCUACAGACUCCAGAGGGGCCCCUACACCAAGGAGCACCUCCCCACAUCCUUCAGGUCAACAGACUGAGGUCCCGUCUGACUGGAGAACCCGACUGAAACCUGUGUCCAAAGAGACCAAAGAGCCCAGCGCGGCCUCGUCCUCCCAGCCCACACCCAAACCCUGGACCAACGGAUCAGGCCUGUCCCAGUCCACAGAUCUGACCAGACUCGGCCCCAGCAGCUCUGUCAUACCCCCGGCUCACAAAGGCUUCAACGCUCCUCCCAAACCCUUCAGAGCAUCAGAGAUCGCCAACAAAUCCAAGACCAAAGCAGGCUACAUCCCUCAAGAGGAGAUCCUGAGAGAGCUGCAGCAGAUCGAGGACAGUCUGAAUGAACUGGAGAGGACCGGAGUGGACCUGGAGCUAAAACUGAGGACCAGUGAGGAGAAUGGAGAGGACGAGUCUGUGAUGAACGAGUUGAUGGUGGACUGGUUCACUCUGAUCAGGAACAAACAGGUGGCCAUGCGCCGCGAGUCUGAACUAGUUUACAUAGGGAGGACUCAGGAGCUGGAGGAGGAGCAGCCCACAGUGGAACAGGAGCUGCGUAUACUCUACAACAAACCAGACCACUUGAAGACGACAUGGGAGCGGCGCAGAGAGGAGGAGCUCAUGAAGAAGCUGGUGGAGAUCGUCAACAACAGAAACGAGAUCGUGGAGGGACUGGACGAGGACCGCCUCAGAGAGAAAGAGGAGGAUGAGCAGCUCAACCAACUCAUGCAGAGCUUCAACCUGAAGAAGGACAAGAAGAAGUCGUUUCUAGGCCGACUGUUCGGCAAGGACAAAUGAUCUCCUACGGGUGCUCUUAUGGGUGCUCCUGUGUGAAAGGACUGCCCACAGGACAUGUGAGAACCUCUGAUCUCCUACGGGUGCUACCGUUUAUGCUCUUACGGGUGCUGCUAUGGCCGGGUGCUCCUUUGGGUGCUCCUAUGAAUGCUUCCAUGUGUCAGCUGAAAGGCCACAUGAGGACCUUUGAACUCCUAUGAGUGCUUCCUCGGGUACUCCUGUGUGUGAUCAAGGCUUGACAUCACCAUUACCCAUGGACUAUACCCUUAGCCAUAGCGAGGAUUAGAUUAUUUUUAAAUAAAUGCAUUUUAUUUUUAUGAAAUAAUAAAUGAACUUAACAUCCCCAGAGGUGAGAUUAGAACAUCAAAUGUGACCAAGUAAAAGUGCAAUAUAUUUUAUCUGUUAUCAGCACUACUGGACUGGACCAGUGACUUAAACCAGGGACUUAGACCUGAGACUCAGACCUGGGACUUAGACCUGGGACUUAGACCAGGGACUCAGACCUGGGACUUAGAACAGAGACUUAGACCUGGGACUUAGAGCAUAGAUUUAAACCUGGGACUUAGACCUGAGACUUAGACCUGAGACUUAGACCUGGGACUCAGACCAGGGACUCAGACCAGGGACUCAGACCAGGGACUUAGACCAGGGACUUAGACCUGAGACUUAGACCAGGGACACAGACCAGAGACUCAGACCAGAGACUCAGACCAGAGACUCAGACCAGGGACUCAGACCUGGGACUCAGACCUGGGACUCAGACCUGGGACUUAAACCAGAGACUUAAACCAGAGACUUAGACCAGGGACUUAGACCGGGGGACUUAAACCGGAGGACUUAAACCGGGGGACUUGGACCGGGGGACUCGACCCAAGGAUUAGACCAGGGACAUGAGUGCCACAUGUUUACAUUUUGUCCGCUAAACCAGGACUAAACCAAGUCUAAAUAUUCAUGUGAUUAUAGUAGUUUUAAAUGAGGACAAAACAUGCAUAUAAACUCUAAAAUACCCAAAGUAUACAGUACUUACUCCUCCGUUUGAGAAACACUGAUGUCUAUAUGAACCAUACUUCAUGAUCACACGGCAGCAGAGUCUCAGCACUGCACACUUUAACUCACUGCUGCUUGGAGAUUAUAUAUAGACCACUAUGCUUAUGUUGUUAAAGCAGCACUAUGUAACUUUUCAGAUGUGUUUAUCUUUGUUGUAUGCAGUAUUUUAAACUGAGUGUGCUUCCCAUGGUCCAUAUUGGAUCUGAGGGUGGAGGAACAUGAUUUGAAUGUGUCAGUGAUGU
Periophthalmus magnuspinnatus is the source of this 4464-nucleotide messenger RNA. RefSeq names its product MICAL-like protein 2. Bases 161 to 3178 code for a protein of 1005 amino acids. The record is from RefSeq and is a predicted model, not a curated record. NCBI's taxonomy places the organism in Eukaryota, Metazoa, Chordata, Actinopteri, Gobiiformes, Gobiidae. Gene Ontology annotation, molecular function: protein binding. The transcript is spliced from 17 exons.